Messenger RNA from Biomphalaria glabrata, 7773 nucleotides. Its product is annotated as nucleoprotein TPR-like. The record is from RefSeq and is a predicted model, not a curated record. Gene Ontology annotation, cellular component: nuclear pore. Lineage: Eukaryota; Metazoa; Mollusca; Gastropoda; Planorbidae. Gene Ontology annotation, molecular function: structural constituent of nuclear pore. The transcript is spliced from 62 exons. Bases 32 to 7126 code for a protein of 2364 amino acids. Gene Ontology annotation, biological process: mRNA export from nucleus; protein import into nucleus.
CCUGUUUUAUUUUAUCUGUGUAUGCGGUGUAAUGGCGGGUACUAUGCUUUCAAACGCGCUUGAUGGUCCUGAAAUAGAUCUAAUUCCUAAUGAAUUGACACAUAAAAUAGAAGAUCUUUUAAAGUCUAAAGCAGAUGAAAUUAAUCAACUGAAAUCUAAAUAUGAAAAGCUUAGAGUAAAUUCAGAGCAACAAUAUUUUGAUAUUGAAAAACAGCUGAUUACAAGUAAUGGAAAACUUGAAGCAGAAACCAAAGUGAGGCAAGAUUUGCAAGAGAAGUACAACAACCUUGAAUGUAAAUAUGCUGAAACUAGUAGAAAGUUACUGGAGCUCCAAGAAAGUAGAGAUACAUUUCUUGCUUCAGAGCAUGAAUAUAAAACUGCACUCCAAAGUUUGGAAAAUGAAAACAGAGAUUUACUUUUGAUUUCCAACAAGAAAAGUAAAGAAAUUGAAAGUUUAAAUGGGGAAAUUACUGAGUUAAGGAAAAAAUUAAGUAUUGCUAACAAUGACAAAUGUGAAGCACAAGCCAAACUUAACAGUAUUCAGUCAGAAGAAGUCUCUCGAGAAUUUCGAGAGAAGCGUCUGGAACAGGAGAAAGAGCAACUAGAGAAACAGGUGGAAUGGUUAAACAAUCAGCUAACAGAGAAGACAAAUCAACUUUGUCAUGUUCGAAAAGAAAAGAUGAGUAAUAUAUUGGAAGUGCAGUCACAACUGGAAGAGAAAGUGCAAGAGCUGUCACAUUUACAGUCUGUGGUGGAGUCAAUGAAAGCUGCUGCUGAGGAGCAGAGUGCCAAAAUAGAUGGCCUUGUGAAGAAACUGAAGGAGGAAAGAGAUGAGCAAGUUCAAUUAGAGGAACAGUUCAGACAGGAACUUGCUGUACAAAAGAGGCUUACAGACCUAUACAAGGUGUCUGCAGAAGAGAAUGAUGAAAAGGUAACUGAGUUGACAGGUGCAGUAGAAGAACUGAGAAAUUUACUUAAAGCUGCUUCUAAAGCUUAUGAAGAAUUAGAAACAGAAAAGUUGAAUGAAAUCAACAAACUUCAAGCUUUAGUCACAGAAAAAGAUGAAACUAUUCAAAAGUUGCAACAGGAAUUAAAAAAUGCUAAUGAAUUAAUGACUGCUUUCAAGAGAGGUGCUGCCACAUUAACACAAGAAGCUGUAGAAAGUCUUUCUCCAUCUGCUGCUGCCAUAAGCAAGCUUUUGAAAUCUGGCAUGUCUCUAACUCAGAUCUACAAUGAAUAUGUGCAAGCCACUGAGGCUUUGAGUGAGGAGAGAGAGGAAAAUAAAAGAUUGAACUCUUACCUUGAACAGAUUCUUCAGGAGAUAGAAGAGAAGGCUCCUUUACUGAAGAAACAGAGAGAAGAUUAUGAGACUACAUUGAACAAUUUGGACCAGCUGACAUCACAAUUAGAUUCAGCCAUGCUGGAAUGUGAAAAAUUACGAGCUGAUGCUGAUGAUAUGAGGAGACGCUAUGGGCACAUACAGAGAGAAUGUACUAAAUAUCAGCAAACAUCUAAUGACCUUUCAAAGCAGGUUCAUCACCUGCUGAAGGAAGUGGAAGAGCUGAAAGGUGGCCGAGUGGUCAGAGAUGAGUUGGAUGUGUCAUCGUCUGAGGUCUCUAGCUCAUCAAACAUUAUCUCUGAAAAACUUGUGACUUUCAGGAGUAUUGAAGAGUUGCAACAACAAAACCAACGUUUGAUAGAGGUCUGUAGGGAACUUAGUGAAAAGAAAGAGUUAGAAGAAAAUGAAAUGACUUCAGAAAAAACUAAAGAAUUGAAAGAACAGUUAGACUUUGCUCUGUCAGAGUUAGAACAAUUAAAAGAUGCUAGAGCUAGACAGACAGAGCUGGUUGAAUCCAUUGUUCGUCAGAGGGAUAUGUACAGAGUUCUGUUACAGCAAGGACCUAAUGCUGAAGUUCUGAAUGUGACCCCUGUGACCUCCACCCCAGUGACUAGCAAUGUCAGGUCUGUGACCAGCCAGGACACAAAGGCUUAUGAUGCUGCUCGCAAGGAGUUGGAAGACACUAAGAAUGCUCUAAAAGAACUGAAAUCUGAGUUUGAAGCAUACAAAAAGGAGAAAGCAGAAAAUGAAAAACUUCAGAAUGAGACAGUAGAGAAACUGCGUCAGAAUGUGUCUGAUAUGAGAGUUACAAAUACUAAACUAUCAACUCAGUUGGACUUUGCCACUGAGCGCUAUAAAAUCAUUCAGAACAAUGCUGCUGGCUUCAAGAAAGAAAUAGAUCUUCUACAGGAGAGGAACCACCAGUCAGCCGCCAUCAUACUUAGACACGAGUCAGCAGUGGCUCACCUUAAAGAGGAAUUGAUGAGUGCUCAGGAGAAUGUGGCUAGAUGGCAAGUGCAAGUAGAAAAUCUGAAAACAGAAAAAGAACUUUUGAAAAACUCAGAGAAACGUCUUCGACUAGAGCUGGAGAGUAAAGAAAGAGAAAAGAACUCCCAGGCUAUGUUGAUGGCUAGCUUACAGGCCAUACAGAAUAAUUUAGAAAGAGCUGAGUUUGAAGCCAACACUAGACAUAGUAAUCAGAUUGAAGGUCUGGAAAGAGAGCUGGCCAACCUCAGGAGACGACUGGAGCAAUCUCUGGAGGAGAAAGCCAACCAGGCCACUCAAUGGGAGGACAUUGUGAAGAAAUUCCAACUGGAAAUGGAUCAUGAAAAAGAGAAGCAAGCCUCACUGCAAAUCAAAGCAGACAAUGCAGCAGUGGAAAUAGACACAUUGAAACAAGAACUGGCAACUUGUGAAAGUAAGUUGGCAGCAGCUGAACAGAAGUUAGAGAACCUGUCCAAACAGUCAGUGGAUGAUGAUGGAAGUUUAUCUCUGGAGGCCAGAAUAGAGAGUGAAGCUGUGAAGGAUUUGAAGAACCAACUGCUGCAACAAAACAACUUGAUCAGAAGCUUGCGACAGCAACUUGAAGCAGCCAAGAAACAUGUCAACCAAUACAAGACGAUAGCCAACAGUGUGGAGCAGAGUCUGAAGGAACAAUCCAAGACUAGCCAAGAACUUCAAGCCUCUUGUGAAAAGAAAGUCCAGGAUAUAAAACUUGAAAAGGAGACACUUGCUAAGCGUCUUGAGCUAUUAGAGAAAGACCAUGAGGCUGCACUUGCUGAAAAUGUUAGAUUGACUAGUGAGAGUAGCUCUUUGCAUGGAGACUUGAGGAAGCAGAUAGCAUCACUACAGAAUGAACUAGAGGAAGCUCUGAGUCAGAAAGAGUCUGCCAUGUCUAAUUGUGAGGCUGCCCAGCAAGAAUUGAAGCAACAAGCAGAAAUAGCCUCACAGGCGCAAGACAAGUACCAGAGGGAACUAAUGUUGCACGCUGCUGAUGUUGAAGCUUUAUCUGUUGUCAAGAAACAGCUGGAAGACCUUCAAGAACAUCUUCUGCAGUCUCAGGAGGAAACUGUUAUGUAUGAGAAACAGUUUACUGAAUCUAAGACUUCCUGGACGGAACAAGAACGUAUAUACAAGGAAGAGAUCAAAAUGUUAGAGUCUAGGUGUGAGGAAUUGACUAAUCAGAACUCUGUACUUCAUGACCAGAUGUCUAAAUUAAGUUCACAAGUCAUCAGCAUUCAGCAACAGGCUCGACGUGAAUCAGGUCAGGGUUUGAAUACAUCUUUCAGUGAUGAGCAAGGGAAGUCCUCAGAGCAGCUUCUGGAAGUCAUCAAAUUUUUGAGACGAGAGAAAGAAAUAGCAGAGGCUAAACUUCAAGUGGUGGACACAGAAUGUAUACGUGUGAAACAAAGAUUUGCACACCUAGAGAAGCAACUAGAAGAAACAAAUAAAGUAUUGUCAGAAGAGAGGAAAAAUACUCAGGUACAUGCUGAGACAGUAGCCAACCAAGUGGAACUGAUGAGGAAAGUCAGCAACUUAAAUGUCUUGACUGACAGCAACAAACUCUUACGAGAUGAGAGAGACCAGUUGCUUAAUAUAAAACAAGAGCUAGAAUCAAAGGUUGGCAAGUUGGAAUGUGACAUUGAACCCCUUCAGAACAGGUUGAGAGAACUAGAGUCAGAGAAGGAAACAGUAAUGUUAGAGAAAAGUAGCUUGCAAGAGGAACUGAGUCGUUGGAAGAAUCGCACAUCUAGUCUAAUUGAACAGAGCAACAAGACUGACCCAGAAGAACAUAAGAGAUUACUACAGGAAAAGGAAAACUUGAGGAAACAGUUGAUUCAGAUUAAGGAAGAAAAUUUUAAACUGAAAACUGAAAUCAACAGGUUGACAUCAAGCAAUAGCUCACUACAGACAGAAUUAAAUAACUUGAAACAAGACCUGGCUAAAGUGAGUCAAGAGCUGGCCAGUGUUAAAAAGCAGCUUGAGGACAAAUUAAAAGAAUCUGAGGAGUCCAAGACAACCAUAAAUCGCUUGAAGCAGAUUGGUCGCAAGUACAAAGAGCAGUCUGAAAAGGCAAUGAAAGAAUUGGAUGAUGUGAAGGUCAAGGCUGCUGGACAGGAGUCUGAGAAAGUCAACUUGGCUUCCCUGGAACAAACUAUAGCAGAGCUUCGUCGCACUCUCGUAGCUAACAGUAGUCAGAUCAGCUCACUAGAGGCCCAGUUGACUGAGUCUCAGAAAGAAAGCCAGGCAGCGCGAAAGAUGGCAGAGCAAUCUCAAGCAGAAGUCAACUCAUUAAAAGAAACAGUCAGCCUCAAAGAGCAGGAAAUGCUGCGUACCCAAGAGGAGAAUGCACGCUUCAGGGAAGAGAACAAAGUUUUAGCUCGUACACAGGAAGAAAGCUCACGCUUGAGAGAUGAGAACAGAGAUCUGAUCCAAAAGAAUCAAGAUGGAGACAAGAAGUUAGGCCAGUCAAGACAAGUUUUGCAGCAAGCUAGAUCAAAGAUGAUGAUACAAAAAUCCCAAAUGGAAAAACUGGAGAACGAGAACAAAGAACUUAAAGCUGCUAUAGCUGAUUUGCAGGGCACAACUGGAAGUGAUGCUGGUGAAACACUCAGAGCACAGUAUGAGACCAGACUCUCUAACCUCCAGAGGGAAGUGGAUGAGCUGAGAAGUGCUGCUAGUUCAUCAGAAGCACAAUUGGAAAGGUUACAGUCAGAGAACAUUGAAUUAGUCACCAAGACCCAACAGUUGACACGACAACUUGAUGCCGCCCAACACAAGAUUUCUCCUCCACAGCAAACUGUGCCAGCAAGACCAGCUAGUUCCGUUGGACCUAGCAACACCUCUUCCAUUGAUGCUCCCAAGACAGCUAAUAUCAAACCUAUGGCUACAGGGCCGUCCACUUCCAGACAGACUGUUGCCAUUACUUCUCAUAGUCCUGCAGCAGUCAAAGCCACAGCAAGUAUUCGUCCCAUGGCCAUCUCACCCACCACGCCAUCUCUGCCCAUGUCUGGUACUCCCCCAACUGCUACAGUGAUGCCAACAACGGCCAAUCAACAUGAUUCUUCUGAAGAUAACCUUCCAGGUCCCUCUGGCACACAGUCUAACAUCCCAUCAUCCCGUAUUCAAAUUGUUGAACCUCAAGUAGUGACAGACAGAAACCAGGACAAUACAGGUCAGUCUGACAUGUCUGAAGAUGGAGCCACCAACCAGGCUGUCGUUACCCCAAGCCUCCAGGAACCAGUUCCUCAGGUUGCCAGUGUUACUGCUCACAUAGCCUCCACAUCCUCUUCCAGUGAAGGUGUACAACCUCCACAUACACAGCACACCACUGGCGUGGCAUUGGGCAAGCGUAACAGAGAUGAUGACAGCUAUCACACAGAAGAGGCCGACUCUAAAAGAUCAAGAAUAACAACUCAACAGGAACAUUCUAUCCCCACCAUAACAGUCAUUGAUGAGAACCAGCAGGUGGUCACACAGAUUCAGCCAUCUAGUGGUCACACACAUGGGCAAGUUAGGUCAGGGGGGAUAAGUCAGGCUGCAGCAGCGACUGUCCGUCCUGUAGAACCUAGCAAGGUGAGUCAUAGUCAAGAGCAGACUGAAACACAGAAAGAUGACAUGCAGGCUGAAGCUGCCCCUGCUGCCUCAGAUGAUGUCAUCAUGGUACUUAGUGAUGAGGAAGAUCAAAGGGUGGACAGCACAGAGCAGCUUGGUGAUGAGGACGAAGAAGACUAUGAAGAUGAUGAUGACGAUGAAGACGACGAGGAAGAAGAUGACAUUGAUGAAGAGCCAGAAUGUGAUGAUGUUGUUAUUAUUGACAUGGAAGAGACUCAGCAAGCUAACUCUCAACCUACUAGUGCAAGUGGCCCAGCUGCCUCACCUCGACCUCCCCCUCCUCUCCUGCCAAUCCCUCAUGACAGGUUACCUUCAGUUGGGCGAUCACAACAGCUGACACCAUUCCUUCUGGCGGGACCAGGCAAUGUUUUUGAAGAUGAUGAUUGUACAGUACCCAGUACACCAACUUUGUCUCAACCAAGACGUGCUGAUGGAUUUGCUGAAGCCCUUAAUUCCCCUGCAGUCCCUCAACAUUUUGUGUUUGGUUCUGAAGGUGGCAACAACCCUGACCUCGCUCAGCUGGAGUCACAGAGAGCUCUGGGUGUUGAUGACACAAGAAUGGACUUGUCCCAGUAUGAUGAGACAGGAACAAGGAGCAUGCCAACCACACCACUGCCUCACCAAGUAACAGCUGCUGAGACAAGUCAAGAAACAGGUGAAACAGUGUCUGAAGGAGUAGACAGGCCUGAUGAGACUGCUGGUCAGGAAGUAGUUAGUACAGAGACUGGGGAAGCAGAGGAAGAUGAUGCCUUGUUAGAAGAAGAUGGAGGUCACACAGAGGAAGAUUCCCAAAGUGAAAGUCAAGCAGGAACUAGCAAAGAUGAAGGGGAAACAGCCCAGGAUAAAUCUGAUAAUGCUGCCAAACCACAGAUUAAAAAGAUUGUCUGGGAUGCAAGUGAACCAGCUACUUCAACAUCGCAACCUAGUUCCUCUGUUGUAGCAACACCUGUUAGUGGAAGCGUCAUUCCUUCACAUGUAUCCCAGACGCCAUUGAUGCCUCGUCAGCCCCAAAGGCGCGCACAGGGACUGCGCAGUGGAGGACCCACACGUGGUGGCAGAGGUGGAGCUGCCCAGUUCUGGUCUCCAGGAGGUGCUUCUCAGGUUCGAGGAAGCAUUCCAUUUUCACCAAGAGGAGGCAGAGGCCAUAGGGGAGGUGCCUACAGAGGGGUUUGAAGACACAGCCCAUAAAAAACUUAUUCUUUAGAAAGAAGGAAUCAAUUUGUCUUUCCAUCAAUUGAAAAAUGUCUCCAUUAUAGACUUGACAUUAUAGAAGCUGUUUAAUGCAACACCUGACAAGGUCUUUAUUUCAAUAAAUGGACUUGAUUCAGCUGCUUGCACAUUGGUCCCUGGAGAGAGAUUUACUUCAAGUGUCAAGAGAUUGAACUUAUGCUCAGUUAUGCUGGACUUUGAUUGAUGGGAUCAAUUGAAGAAUCAACAUUGCUAUAAGAAGAAAGCUUGUUUAUCACAAUUAAGGAUUUUUGUUUUUUCCAGGGACCAUAACAAGUCUUGUAAUAUUUUGUGUUCUCUGAAAUGUAUUGAAUCUUGUGUCCAUUAUUGUUGCUCAUGAUAGACACUCACCAUCACUUCUUUUUUUUUCCACUAGAUGAAAAGUUGUAGAAAACUGAACAUAGUUUGAAAGUUGUUUGAGACAGUGAACAUAUUAUGUUCAGUAGAACCUGAGCUGACUAGGAAUGUAGACAAACUGAAGACAAUUCAUUGCUGACUGUGUACUUCACUUAUCCUCUGCUGUGAGACUUAGGACCAUGUCAUAGACUUUAUAUUUUUGUCAUUUUUAACCAAAUAAAAUGUUCAGAUAUUGA